GAACACCAGCGGCUGCCGGGCGGAGAUGAACGUGCAGGCGGCGUGGAGGCGGGGCUACACGGGGAAGAACGUGGUGGUCACCAUCCUGGACGACGGCAUCGAGCGCAACCACCCCGACCUGGCCCCGAACUACGAUUCCUAUGCAAGCUACGAUGUCAACGGGAACGAUUAUGACCCCUCUCCGCGAUACGACGCCAGCAACGAAAACAAACAUGGCACGCGCUGUGCAGGAGAAGUGGCCGCUUCCGCCAACAACUCUUACUGCAUCGUGGGCAUCGCCUACAACGCCAAGAUUGGAGGCAUCCGCAUGCUGGACGGCGACGUGACGGACGUGGUGGAGGCGAAGUCGCUGGGCAUCAGACCCAACUACAUCGACAUCUACAGCGCCAGCUGGGGGCCGGACGAUGACGGGAAGACCGUGGACGGGCCCGGCCGGCUGGCCAAGCAGGCUUUCGAAUAUGGCAUCAAAAAGGGCCGGCAGGGCCUGGGCUCCAUCUACGUGUGGGCGUCUGGGAACGGCGGGAGAGAGGGGGACUACUGCUCCUACAGCAGCGGGGCCUUCUACGAGCGCAAAAUUGUCACCACGGAUCUGCGGCAGCGUUGCACCGACGGCCACACCGGGACCUCCGUCUCGGCCCCCAUGGUGGCCGGCAUCAUCGCCUUGGCUCUGGAAGCUAACAGCCAGCUCACCUGGAGGGACGUCCAGCACCUGUUAGUGAAGACCUCCCGGCCAGCCCACCUGAAGGCGAGUGACUGGAAAGUCAACGGUGCGGGUCACAAAGUUAGCCAUUUCUACGGAUUCGGCCUGGUGGAUGCAGAGGCUCUGGUCGUGGAGGCGAAGAAGUGGACCGCAGUGCCGGCCCAGCACAUGUGCGUGGCCGCGGCGGACAAGAGGCCCAGGAGCAUCCCCAUCGUGCAGCCGCUGCGGACCACGGCCCUGACCAGCGCCUGCGCGGACCACUCGGACCAGCGCGUUGUGUACCUGGAGCACGUGGUGGCCCGAGUCUCCAUCUCGCACCCGCGCCGAGGAGACCUCCAGAUCAACCUGAUCUCUCCCUCGGGAACCAAGUCUCAACUUUUGGCAAAGAGAUUGCUGGAUCUUUCCAAUGAAGGGUUUACAAACUGGGAGUUCAUGACCGUCCACUGCUGGGGAGAAAAGGCUGAAGGGGAGUGGACCUUGGAAGUCCAAGACAUUCCAUCCCAAGUCCGCAACCCAGAAAAACAAGGAAAGCUGAAAGAAUGGAGUCUCAUCCUCUAUGGCACCGCGGAGCACCCGUACCACACCUUCAGCGCCCACCAGUCCCGCUCACGCAUGCUGGAGCUCACAGCCCCCGAGCCGGAGCCCCCCAAGGCCGCUCUGUCACCGCCAUCCCAGGCUGAGGUUCCUGAGGAGGAAGAAGAUUACACAGCUCCUCCCACCCAAGGCUCUCCUAAUAUUUUACAGACCAGCGUGUGCCAUCCGGAGUGUGGGAACAAAGGCUGUGACGGCCCCAACGCCGACCAGUGCUUGAACUGUGUCCACUUCAGCCUGGGGAGCGCCAAGACCAGCAGGAAGUGCGUGAGCGAGUGUCCCCUGGGCUACUUCGGGGACACAGCCGCCAGACGCUGCCGCCGGUGCCACAGGGGGUGUGAGACCUGUUCGGGCCGGGCCCCGACGCAGUGCCUGUCCUGCCGCCGCGGGUUCUAUCACCACCAGGAGGUGAACACCUGUGUGACCCACUGUCCCGCCGGAUUUUAUGCCGAUGAAAGUCAGAAGAAUUGCCUGCAAUGCCACCCGAGCUGUAAAAAGUGCACGGACGAGCCCGAGAAAUGCACUGUCUGUAAAGAAGGAUUCAGCCUGGCACGGGGCAGCUGCAUUCCGGACUGUGAACCGGGCACCUACUUUGACUCGGAGCUGAUCCGAUGCGGGGAAUGCCAUCACACCUGCCGGACCUGCGUGGGGCCGAGUAGGGAAGAAUGUAUCCACUGCGCGAAAAACUUCCACUUCCAAGACUGGAAAUGCGUGCCCGCCUGUGGCGAGGGCUUCUACCCAGAGGAGAUGCCCGGUUUGCCCCACAAGGUGUGUCGAAGGUGCGAUGAGAACUGUCUAAGCUGCGAAGGCUCCAGUCGGAAUUGCAGCAGGUGUAAGACGGGCUUCACGCAGCUGGGGACGUCCUGCAUCACCAACCACACGUGUAGCAACGCUGACGAGACCUUCUGCGAGAUGGUCAAAUCCAACCGGCUCUGCGAACGGAAGCUCUUCAUCCAGUUCUGCUGUCGCACGUGCCUCAUGGCCGGGUAGGGGUACCAGCGGCCCGCGAGGACGGGGCACCUCCUAUCCGUCCAUCCAUCCGUCCACCUUCCUCCAGACUGUCGGCCAGUGCUGGCCCCGGGCGGUGCCCUGCACCUGACAGCGACACCUCUCAAGAACAAGGCCCUGCUGCAGCAUCUUGGGGCACCCAGACCCGGCAGGGGUGACCCUGAAGACGGCGUUCCUCCCACGGCCAUGCCCUCUCGCACUCUGCUUGCUGGCUACCAGUCUUCUAGCAAAGGCCAGAUGGGAGCAAAAGAAAUUCCAGAAAUCCACAGCGGCCGCUUGGGAGCUGCUUCUGGGACCCUCCAUUUCUGACAUCUUCGAGACCAAAGCAGAGAAGAAAGCCACUUGGCUAAUACACCACCCCUCCCCGGGCUUCUGCGUGCGGCUUCGUAGCAAACCUCAGCUGGCCCUCUGCAGCACCC
Tupaia belangeri chinensis (Chinese tree shrew) is the source of this 2718-nucleotide messenger RNA. RefSeq names its product proprotein convertase subtilisin/kexin type 6 (gene PCSK6). The record is from RefSeq and is a predicted model, not a curated record. Lineage: Eukaryota; Metazoa; Chordata; Mammalia; Scandentia; Tupaiidae. Gene Ontology annotation, molecular function: serine-type endopeptidase activity. The transcript is spliced from 20 exons. Gene Ontology annotation, cellular component: membrane; cell surface. Gene Ontology annotation, biological process: peptide hormone processing. The coding region runs from base 26 to 2281 and encodes 751 amino acids.